Molecule: messenger RNA, 1244 nt
Organism: Eurypyga helias (sunbittern)
Lineage: Eukaryota; Metazoa; Chordata; Aves; Eurypygiformes; Eurypygidae
Gene: UBXN11
Product: UBX domain protein 11
Biological process (GO): proteasome-mediated ubiquitin-dependent protein catabolic process
Molecular function (GO): ubiquitin binding
Source: RefSeq, a predicted model, not a curated record
GUGCAGCUCACACCGACGCAGAGCUCAUCUCCUCCAUGACGCAAAAAAUCACUAUGUUGGAACAGAAAAUAGAGAAACAAGGACAAGAAAUCCAACUGAAGGACAGGAGGAUUGCUGAGCUUGAAGAGAAGAUGAGGAUUCUUCAGAAAGGAGAAGGCGCUCCUGAGUCAUCCACAGCAGAGGAACUGGAAAUUAGGUGUCUUCAGCUGCAGACCCAGGUCUGGGAGAUGGAGCGGUUUCUAAAUGACUAUGGUCUGAUUUGGGUUGGAGAGGGUCAUGAACAGCUACAAGAUUUAGAAUCGCUCAAGGAUGAGGGAGAGCUGCCAGCAAGGAGCCUGUGGAAGCCAGGCGAAGCAGCUGCUGCCGACCACCAGGUUGAUUUUGAUUUGGUCUUGGAAAGGGUGAAGGAUCUGAAUGUGCUGGCUGGAGAAGGCAUUUCUCACAUCGAGCACACGCCUGGGGGUGCUCGGCUGAGACGGCCAGAACCUGUCCCCCUCACGCUGUAUCAAAAUGGGAUCGUCAUGUCCAACGGACCCUUUCGGCCCUACGAGGACCCAUCCACACAGCAAUGCCUGCAGGACAUUACGGAGGGUUAUUUCCCAUCAGAGCUGCAGACGCGCUACCCAGACGGCAUCCCUUUGCAGGUCACGGACAGAAGAGACGUCAUAUUUCAGGAGAGAGACCAUCCAGGGAGUUUUCCUGGCCACGGCCAAGUGGUUGGCCAUUCAGAAUCAAGUGAGGUGCAGGAAACCAUCAAGCUCCCAGGUCCCAAAGUCUCCUCGGAGCAGUUUCUCAACAAGCUUUCCAAGCCCUCAAAACACAGAGAAGCGACGGAUGUCCGAGGCUCAGCCAGAGCAGCGCAGCAGGGCUCCGACGGGGUGCGGAGCAGCCCAGAGAUCCUGGUGGAGACACCCAGGCUGUCUGCCCUGGAGAGGGUGAGGACAGCUGAAGAGGCUGAAGCUUCUGCCCCCGACGUCUGUGCUCUCCGCGUCAGGUCUGAGAGCGGAGAGCAGACGUACAUCGUAAAGAUGCUGUUCACCGAGACCAUAGGGGACCUGCGCCAACACCUCGCCCACAUCAGGGGUGGAGACUCCAACUCAUAUGAGAUCAUCAGUACCUUUCCCCAGAGGGUGUACGCAGACAACUCCAGGAGCCUGCAGGAAUGUGGCCUGAUCCCCAACGCCUCCUUGCUGCUACGGAGAAGGGACCUCCCAAAAGAGGGGACAGGGCUUCAAACAGCCUAA